Messenger RNA from Colletotrichum phormii, 2772 nucleotides. RefSeq lists its product as uncharacterized. Bases 1 to 2772 code for a protein of 923 amino acids. NCBI's taxonomy places the organism in Eukaryota, Fungi, Ascomycota, Sordariomycetes, Glomerellales, Glomerellaceae. The transcript is spliced from 2 exons. The record is from RefSeq and is a predicted model, not a curated record.
AUGGCCAACGAAGCCAUUGGACCAGCCGAAUAUGCCUUGAUACAGGAGUUGUUCAUCAAUCCCAAGAUCUACCUCCCUACACACCCGAAGAAUAUCGCUGAGCGCUUGCAAGAAUCACCACAUGUCAAAUACACGCAACACCUCGACGAAACGCCAGAAUUACCAUUCUUCGCAGUUCCAGAACCCAUUUUCACCCCCGAGAUCGAUCUACAAGACGAGAGUGCCGACGAUAUGCUUGCAAAGUCCAUCCAAGUUUUUCCUCCGGAAGACAUCUUCAAGCUAUCCAUGGAAGCCUCCAUACCACACACGCGAUUUUCACACGCUAUCCUGAAGCUUGAGCUUCCGUCUCUAAGAAGUGACCCGAGACACGACUUCAAAGCCCUCGGUAGGCUAGAAUCCGAGACCAAGUGUCUAGACUUCUUCCGCAAGCCCAACACACUACCUCAUGAGCCUGUCAAUGAUGCGAAGGAUGAGGGUCUCGGUCUUCCGCUCUCUGCGAUACACUUUCACGGUCAGCUUGCGAGGGGAGCCGAGCCCGAUGAACUCGACUACACCGAGGAAGACCUGGCUUACGUUGCAGAGUCUACAUACGUUGAAUGGUCCGAAAAAGACUUUGAGCAGCUGUUUGCCCUGGAGACGGGCAUGAUGGCGAAGCGGGUUGAAGCCAUGACCCCCCCGUUGAUCAUGACGCCUUUCGAUGCAACCGACAACGCAGAGCUAUUUAUUCCAGACGCUGAUUUCUGUGAGAUACAUCAAUUUUCUGACCCGGAAAGAAUUCUCGAGGAGGAUAUCGAGUUUUCUCAACAUAUCCUGGAUGAAGCCUACGAAGAUUUCGAAUUCCUCGAUGCCUCUACGUCGGACAUUGUCGGUAUUCCCUCAGACACACCCAGCUUCGACAUCCCCACGCCUCCUCCACGGAAGAUUACAGCACCGGCUAUGGAAGCCCCAAUCCUUCCCAAGUCCGAUGAUUCCAUACCCAGAAGCGAAGGGGAAGAAGCCUUUCGGGCAAUAAUGCGUGAUACCGCAGAGUUCACCUUGAGGAAUGUUCCAGGACCGUCAAGGUCAAGUCCUUGCUCAGAAGAAGAAUCUAGAUUCAAUGAGCAAUUUAAUCUUCUCUUGACGGAAAAAGCAGACACCAUGACCCGGAAGCUCGAACAAGAACAAGUCGAAGUCAUCGACGCCAUCGCCAGAAUGCAGCCUCCAGUCCUCGAUUUCAGCAUACCCGCAUCAGACUGGCAAGGAGCUGCCCAUGACCCAGACAAAAUGUUCUUCUGGAUCCGCAACCAGAACAUUGUCCUGUUCACAUCAUCAGCAUGGCCACGGAAUCGGCAAGAACAAACGGAUCUGCGAUGGAUCCCUUUCCCAUCGUCACUGGGUCUUGUGGAUGUCAGGGAGUCAGUGGGAGAUGGCGAAGUGUUGCAACAUUUACUCAACGGACGGCGGUCUACAGCACUGCCAACGAGCGCGGAUUACGUGCGGCAAAUACGCACCCUCAAGGUGUUACGUCCCGAGGAUGACGACGAGGAGCUUCCGAUGCCUUGGGAAGAAGACCAAGCUCAGAGUAGCUCACCUACGCCGAGGGAGGAUUUCAUGCAGCUUAUUAGAAAACGCAAACAGGAACAAGAUGCAAUGGAUGAUCCCAUAGAUCAGGAGUCACCCACUGUGGGUGUCAAGCACCGUCGGACCAGCACACAAUCGAAGCCGACAAAGAUUCAUGGACUAGGCCUGCUCCUCGGCGAAAACGAGAGCAAUGCCGCGGGAAAGCUGUUGGCCAACUACAUGGACCUACGAGGCGCGAAACGAGUCAAAAGCCCAUUUGAUCCCUUAUUCCCGACCACGAAACGGAAGGCUUCUCAAGCUCCCGCGCCGAUCGCUAGACAGGUGCCAUCGAAGCCGAAAACAACACAGCCGACAACAAAGAAGGGCCCCAUAGACGCACCGAUCCCGGCUAUCGGGCACACAAACGGCCCUUCGCGAAUCAUCAUCUCUACCACCCUUCCGCGAGAAAUCAUAUCAGCCCUCCAAGCCAAGCUACCCGACAUCGAUCUCGUAGACCGUGACUUCUCCCGACACAACACUCGUGUCUGGUCCCCCGGGAGCGUCAAGACCGUAGAGAAGCCAUCCACAUUAUCCUACGAGGCCGACAUCAUCCCCUCCCCGACGACAGGCAUCAUCAUCACAUCAAUCCUCAAAGUCCGACAAAGGCCUCUCCCAGGAUCCAAGACGCAAUUCUCCCAACUUCGCGAUCGCGUAGCGAGAGUCGCACCGCUCUACGAACAACUCCUCAUCCUCGUCUCGGAAGGCAACCCCACUGCGGAACACAUCGGACCCCUCAACGCAGCCGAUGCCGCGGUGUACACCUCCUUCGUCGCUUUCGCAUGCUCCGUCAGCAACAGCAGCGGCUGCACCAUCGACGUGGUUUAUGUGGCCGGCGGCCAAAAGACACUAGCUCACUGGACGUGCGCCCUCGUCUCGACGCACCUCAAAGAAGCAUCCCACCAGGUGCAGCAAGUCAUCAUGUCGGAAGAGACGGAGUGGGAAGUCUUUCUCCGACACGCCGGCUUCAACAUGUACGCGGCCCAGGUCGCUCUCGCAGUCGUCAAGGGGGGUCAUCCAGUCGCAGAUGUAAACGGUGACGGCGGCGGUAACAAUCACCAAGACCGAACACUCGUACGGUUCCUGAGAAUGAGCUCUUCGGAGAGGGCGAGCGCCCUCAAGGGCUUUCUUGGUGGUGGUAGUCUCGUGGACAGAGUCAAUGCGCGUCUGGGCUGA